Messenger RNA from Ostrinia nubilalis (European corn borer), 1601 nucleotides. Its product is annotated as O-acyltransferase like protein-like. The record is from RefSeq and is a predicted model, not a curated record. The coding region runs from base 9 to 1601 and encodes 530 amino acids. Gene Ontology annotation, molecular function: acyltransferase activity, transferring groups other than amino-acyl groups. The transcript has 11 exons. Lineage: Eukaryota; Metazoa; Arthropoda; Insecta; Lepidoptera; Crambidae.
CAGUCGACAUGCGCGUGGCGUGCGCGAUCCUCGCCCUCGCGGCGGCCGUCGGCGCAGCCGGCAUCAGUGAUGAGCAGUUCUACGAGAUGCCGCGUCUGUUCCACCUGGACCACUACGAGGAGUGCCUGGCGGCGCGCGGCGUGUACUGCGUGGGCAGCUUCGAGCUGGCGCCCGACGAGCCGAGCCCGCUCUACCAGCUCAUGCAGCUACACUCGUCCAACUGGGUGGACAACUUCAACCACACGCGGCUGCACCGCGGGCUGUGCGUGUCGCGGCGCUGCGAGCUCGACGACGAGCACCAGCCCAUGGACGCUUGGUUCGCGUCAUGCGUGAACGCGAGUACCAUGUCGGCUUACAACCUGUCUGCGCGACUGUACCAUCUAGAGUACUGCGAGCGCGGCGCGGGCCCGGCGCCGGCGCCGCCGCUGACGACCAGUGAGCGAGCAUUCGCCGGCGUGCUCGCGACACUGCUCGCGCUCGCCGCGGUCAGCACGGGGCUUGACCUCACGCUCACCGACCACGCCAAGAAAAGUAUGAGCUGGGCGCUGUCGUGGUCUUUACGCGAGAGCUGGCGGGCACUGUGCGCGGCGCCGCCGUCGACCGGCGUGGACUUGCAAGCGCUGGACGGUCUGAGAGUCCUAGGACUGCUGUGCUUCGUCAUCGAGCACGUGUGCUGGCUGAAUACGCUGACCUACAUCGUAAAUACGCGGCACGUGGAGAAGAUGCGUUCGGAAACGGACGUGAUGCUGGUGUCGAACAGCACGCUGAUGGUGCAGGCGUUCUUCCUGAUGUCGGCCUUCCUGCUGGCCAACAAGCUGCUGCAGCAGCGCCGCCGCCAGCAGCGCCUGGCCGUCUGCUCCACCAUCCUCGACACCAUGCUCAACAGGAUCGUCAGGAUGAGCCCGACGUACUUCAUGGUGGUGUGGUUCGCGUCGAGCUGGUGGGCGCGCGGCGGCGCCGGCCCGCUGUGGGCGCCGCUGGUGGCCGGCGAGGCCGCCGUGUGCCGCCGCAAGUGGUGGACGCACCUGCUGUACCUCAACAACCUGCUGCUGGCCGACGACAAGUGCCUCAUACAGACGUGGUACCUGGCCGCGGAUAUGCAGCUGUACCUAUGCGCGCUGCUGCUGACGCUAGCGCUGUGGCGGCUGCGGCGCGCGGCGCUGCUGGUGCUGGGCGCCUUGCUGGUGGCGGUGGUACUGGCUACGGGCGCCGCCGCCUACGCCUGGCAUCUCGUGCCCACCUUCGUGCUGCACAGGCCUGAGGCCGUACGCGCUCUCUACAGCGGGGACUUAUCCUUCAACCUGCUGUACCAGUCGCCGCUGGGCAACGCGCCCGGCGCGCUGGCGGGGCUGCUGCUGGCGCACCUGCACCACGCGCUGCUGGACGCCAACGUGCGGCUUAGCGACUACAGGUGGUUCCGCUGGGCGGCGUGGUGGGCGCCGUGGCUGGCGCUGUGGUGGGUGGCGCUGUCGCCCAAGCUGCUGGGCGCCGGGCCACCCGCGCGCGCCGCCGCCGCCGCGUUAGCUGCGGGCGAGCGAGCCGUCUUUGCGAUCUUCGUGGCCACUGCGCUCUUGGGGGCCAUGCAUGGUGUGAAAUCGUAG